ACGUCCCUCGCGUCAGUUUGUUAUGCGCACCAGCUGACCAUCAGCCAGAACCUCCAGCCAGCUCUGCUGUGCUCACAUACGCAUUACCAUUCCCCUGAAUCACGAACAUAACAUCGUUAUCGCAGUAUGAGGAGUACAUCGUGUCGGGACAGUGAGUGUGUGUGUGAAUGAAGACCGCGGAGGGUCCGGUCCGUCGCGCGCAGCAUCGAGCCACGAAACCCAGGCCUGCGCCAGUGUUUACAUAAUUAUAUCAUACGAUCAUGGAAGCGAUUCCCUGCUUCGGAAGUACUUUGCUGGAUGUUAGUCUCGCUGGAGACAUAUAAGCGCGUCGUGAUAGCGUACUGCCAACGAGAAACAUGUGGUGGAAGCUGUUCUUUUUGCUCCUGUAUUUCUUCAUGCUGUUCAUCCUGGCUCGGUUCUUCGAAGCCGUCGUCUGGUACGAGACUGGGAUCUUCGCCACACAGCUGGUGGACCCAGUGACGCUGAGCUUCCGGAGGCUGAAGACCAUCCUGGAGUGCCGGGGUCUGGGUUACUCGGGCCUGGCGGAGAAGAGGGAUGUGCGGGAGCUGGUGGAGAACUCGGGUGAGCUGAUGCAAGGCGAGCUGUAUUCUGCUAUCAAGAACGAGGAACAACAGACUGGGUCUGACUCCAGCACAUCUUUCAGCGGAGAAAUGCACUUCUAUGAGUUGGUGGAGGACACUAAAGAUGGCAUCUGGCUAGUUCAGGUAAUAGCCCAGGACAGAAACCCGCUGUUGAGCACGGCUAACUGGGGCAAGAUGGUGCAGAAAGUGUCCCAGUUUGGCAUUCGGACCGGCACCUUCAACUGCUCCAGUGACUCCAGGUACUGCCACAAGCGCGGCUGGAUGAAGUCCACCCUCAUCAUGUCGGUCCCGCAGACCUACGCCUCCAAAGGGAAGGUCAUGCUGAAGGAGUACGACGGCCGGCGCAUCGAGACCGAGCACAUCUUUAGAUGGAUGACGGCGCACGUCGCCUCGCGCAUCAAAACCAUCCGCGUCUCCCAGCGCCUCCUGGACGACUGGUACCAGACGGAGAAGCAGCCGGUCAAGAUGUUCCUGUUCGCCAGACUCCUGCAGCCGCCCGCGUUCUUCUCCGCGCUCAGCAUCAAGUUCACCGGACGGAUCGAGUUCAUCUUCGUGGACGUGCGCGACUGGGAAGACACGAGCGUCCUGGAGGAGAUCGGGGUUCGGCAAACGCCCUCGUACAUCCUCAAAACCCCCGAGGGCAUUUACCGCUACGGGAACAGCACCGGGGAGUUCAUCUCGCUGCACGCCAUGGACUCGUUCCUGCGCUCCGUGCAGCCGGAAGUCAACGACUUGUUCAUUUUAAGCUUAGUCAUGGUGAACCUAAUGGCUUGGAUGGAUCUUUUCAUAACGCAAGGAGCCACUAUUAAACGCUUUGUGGUUUUGAUUAGCACGCUAGGCACUUAUAACUCGUUGCUCAUCAUCUCCUGGCUGCCGAUCCUCGGGUUUCUCCAACUCCCGUACUUGGAUAGCUUUUACGAGUACAGCUUGAAACUCUUGCGCUACGCGGACACCACGACCAUCGCCUCGUGGGUCCGAUCCGACUGGACCUUUUACUCGUCCCACCCGGCUCUGUUCCUCAGCACUUAUCUCGCUCACGGGCUUCUCAUCGACUACUUCGAGAAGAAGAGAAGAUGCAGCAACGAAGACCAAAACGCCAACAACCUGGAGUGGUUGUCGAGUCUGUGGGAUUGGUACACCAGCUACCUGGUGCACCCGAUAGCCUCGUUCCAGAACUUUGAGUCCGAUUGGGAUGACGAUCCCAACUUCCUUUUGGAAAGGUUGGCGUUCCCCGAUCUCUGGCUUCACCCGCUCGUUCCCACAGAUUACAUCAAGAGCCUGCCCACGUGGAAGUUCAGACUGAGUCCGGAGCCGGACGUCGACCCGGAAGCGAGUGACCCGGACUGGUCCGGGUGGCCGUGCGGGAUGCUCCGCUGCACUGAGUGUGUGGUGUGUCUGGAGAACUUUGACACGGAUUGCCUGGUCAUGGGUCUGCCGUGUGGUCACGUGUUCCACCAGCAGUGCAUUGUGGUCUGGCUGGCCGGUGGGCGGCACUGUUGCCCCGUGUGCCGGUGGCCGUCGAACAAGAAGCGACCCGCGAGACCGCGCGCUACUGAACCGCUGGAUCCCGAAUAACCCUCGUCUCGCUUCUUGCUAGUGUCGUCAAACGGACCGACUUCGGUUCUAAGGCGAUACUGAAAUUUUUAAAUGUGACUCACAAACGCCUCUGAUCACGAGCUCAUCUGUGAUGUGUGUCUCGCUGAUGUUCAUUUACAACACGUUUUUGAAGCGCUGAUCAUUGUGGCCAAUCACGGAUGAGCUCGUGAAUAGAACGGCCAAUCAGAGGCGUCAGCACAUUUUUUUAAAAUUUCAGUUUCGACUUGUUACCGAAGCCGCUACUUUUGACAACACCACUUCCUGCACUUAUUUAAAAAAAGAAACAACAAACAAAUGACUUGAUGUGUUUAGUCGUUAGAUUCAUAACAUUGGCUCCUGGGGUUUUUGUUGGUGGUUUUAACUUUGCACAGUUUAAUAAAAAUAAAAAAUAAAACUUUUUUUUUAAAUCUUUUUUUUUUUUUCUUCAAAGGGAAAAAACUUGAUUUGGGUCGAAUGCAUUGUUCUGAGAUAAAAAAAAAAAAAAAGAUUUUAAAAGCUAAAAAUGAUACGUUUCUGUUGUAGCACUCAUCAUGAAUCCCAGUGAGACGUUGAAGACAAACCCAUGUGUUCCUGUACUGAGAAUCACAUCGUGUGUUCAGUGUGUCUCCAGAAUGUGAAUGAUCUAAGAUUGAGUUCCCUUACUAAAUCAUGGGGGAGAUGCGAGUCUUUAUAUAAAGGAUUAACACUCUGGGCAUGUGCAUAUGUUUUGUUUUUUUGAAGAAAAAAAAAGUGAUAGCUUUACAUAACGUGAAUUUAAAAAAUGGCUUUCGACAUGCAAUUCCUCAUGGCUCCAUCUGCAUUUUAUGUUAUUGUCUUGUUGGAGCAUGUUAGUUUAUUAUUAUUUUCCGAACAGCAUUUUUUUUGCCAUUAACACUAAUACAGACUUUGACUUCUGCUGUUCGUCAGAGUCUAAACGUUAUUUGGGAACUUAUACCUGUAAUGAUGUUCAAUUCAAUAAAGUCCCGUUUUCUCACCGGUGUUACA
Messenger RNA from Pimephales promelas (fathead minnow), 3182 nucleotides. RefSeq names its product ring finger protein 103 (gene rnf103). Gene Ontology annotation, cellular component: endoplasmic reticulum. The record is from RefSeq and is a predicted model, not a curated record. NCBI's taxonomy places the organism in Eukaryota, Metazoa, Chordata, Actinopteri, Cypriniformes, Leuciscidae. Gene Ontology annotation, molecular function: ubiquitin-protein transferase activity. Gene Ontology annotation, biological process: protein ubiquitination; ERAD pathway.